UCUCGUUUUGGAGAAAUAGGGUAUUACCCGAAGCAUGGGGAUUUCUUUGCCUUAUUGUUUUCCAAAACUCGUUUUCUUAUUUGUAUGUUUGUUUGAUUUAUCUGAAGAAUUUGUAAAUGUUUGAAUGAAGGUUUGGUAAAAGCGUAUAUUUUUAUACCAAUAGAAAAUCAAGAUGAUGGGUGGAAAUAUAGUUUCAUCUUAUGCUUAUAUUAUAUAUUGUUUAAACUUCUUGAAAGCUUCUAUUUAUUUCGGUAUGGUUUUGUCUCCCCUGGUUUUGUCGUAUACAAACUCUAAACUUGGGAUUUACAUUCAAAUCUUCUAGGCCUCAAUUACCAUUCUGGUAAUCUUCUUUUUUCUCAAUAAUACAUCUUAUUGAGCCCUAAACUUACUAUGUGACAAUUUUUUUUAAUCUCAUGUUCAAUUUUCACUAGAUUCAUUGAAUUUUCUAGAAAAUUUGAGUAAAUGUUUCUCAGCUCGAAAUUUAUUUCGUGAAUAAAUCUAAUUGGCAAUCAAAUCGUAAAUUAACUAGUUCAAACAUAUCUCCAACCAAUAGGUUAAAUCAAAUCUCCAACUAGUUUUCAACUAAAGAGGUUUGAACUUUAAAUAUUUUCAACUGACCAUCUUCAAUAGCAAAUUUUUGAAAAUAAUGGUCUUUCUAGUGUCGGUUGUAUUUUGAAGCUUAAUUAACAUAUAUUUUUUCAAGCAACAAAGUUGCGUUCACCUCCUAAUCUCGAACUAUUGCCUAUGGUACUGAGAAAAUUAACGAACCCCUAAAUUAGUGUUGAUAUAAUUGUAAAUCAAGCGUCCCCAAGGCCACCGUACGUGGCUCAGGCAAACCGUCUUGAAACCGACUUUGAUUCUGUUGAUGCUGUAAUUGUAAAAAGAAGAUUGCUGAGGAUUGAGAACUGGAACUUUUGCUCAGUAAAGUUGCUGCCCGUCACCAUGACUGAAUCCAAUCUUCCCAGCGAUCCUUCUCCUUCUCAGCCUAAAAUGUCGAAUGAAGUCGGUACCGGUGCCCCGAAGUCCGAGUUCACAGGCCACAAGGUUCGGUUUCCGAACCCACCGGAGAUCCAAAAUCCCGACCCUGCAACUCUUCGAGAUCAAUGGAGAUUUGCCAUUAAACAGUACAGUAAAUGGUACUCACACGCUUGGGGUACUGCUAUACUUGCUGGAAUCUCCUUCUUCGCUCUCGGUUGGGUUAUUAAAGGCUCCAAUCCUCUUCCCUCUCGCCAGGAUGAUUCCAAUUCGCCUUCCUCCUCUGCUUCCACUAGCGCACCUGAAGCUCGCCCUUGAAUUUCUGACUUUGGAUUUUGAAAAAUAAACCCAUCUUUGCUCACUGGCACUGGAUCGAUGACUUGUGCUUGGAGUUUGGACGUUUUUAAUCUUCAGAAAGCUUCGGUACUGAACCGUCAUCAUUCUGCAAGUAUGCGUCUUGCUUUCAAUUUUCAUAGUUUUCAUUUUACCAUUUUGUAAAGUUAACCUUUUUGACACACGGUUGGAUAGGAAGUGUGAAGUUAAUAUAUGGUUGGACAUUUUUAUUUUGUAAUUGUUUACAUUACAUAAUAUUGGUUACCAGUUUAAG
This is a messenger RNA of Cucumis sativus (cucumber), 1582 nucleotides long. RefSeq lists its product as uncharacterized. The record is from RefSeq and is a predicted model, not a curated record. The coding region runs from base 943 to 1293 and encodes 116 amino acids. NCBI's taxonomy places the organism in Eukaryota, Viridiplantae, Streptophyta, Magnoliopsida, Cucurbitales, Cucurbitaceae. The transcript is spliced from 2 exons.